CCAACUCAGAGUUCCUUUGGUGUCACCCUGAAAGCAUCAGGGAAAUGGCAGCGAUCAGCACCGGGGUUAUUCUCCUCCUCCUCCUCUACGUGAUCGUACAGUUGGUCAAACUGCAACGGAAAAAAAAGCAGUUCCCACCCGGACCGACUCCUCUCCCAAUUGUCGGAAGCUUAUGGCAGCUGAAAUUCAUUACAAUGCGUCGCGAUACCCUGCUGGAGGAAGCAAAGGUCUUUGGGGAUAUCUACACUGUGUGGCUUCGUUCAGCCCCUGUGAUUGUACUGAAUGGAUACCAAGCAGUGAAGGAUGGCCUCGCUGCCCACCCUGAAGAUUUUGCAGGCCGGCCAAUAACCCCUUUCUUCCGAAGUGUGGGGGAAAAACGGGGUAUUAUGCUUGCAACCGGCGAAACGUGGAAGACCCAGAGACGAUUUUCCCUCAUGAUCCUUAAGACCUUGGGCCUAGGGAGGAGAAGUAUGGAAUACCAGAUCCAAGAGGAAGCCUGCCACUUGGUGGAAUCCUUUAUGAACAUGAAAGGAAAGCCCAUGAACCCUUCUUUCUUCCUCACGCUUGCCGUUUCCAACGUGAUCUGUGCCGUUGUCUUUGGCCACCGUUUCUCCAACGACAACAAAGAGUUUCAUCAACUGCUGGAAACUGUCGAGAAUUUCUUCAAAUCUGCAGGCAGUGCCUGGAUAUAUGUCUACGAUAUGAUGCCCUGGCUGAUGAAGCACGUCCCAGGCCCUCACAACGAUGUAUUUUCUGACUGCGACGCCGUACGUGCAUUCAUAAGGAGCGAGAUCCACAAGCAUCAGGAAAGGAGUUCUCCAAGUGAGCCGGAAGACUUCAUUGAUUAUUACCUUGCUCAGAUAGAGAAG
Molecule: messenger RNA, 869 nt
Organism: Gekko japonicus
Lineage: Eukaryota; Metazoa; Chordata; Lepidosauria; Squamata; Gekkonidae
Product: cytochrome P450 2F2-like
Exons: 5
Biological process (GO): xenobiotic metabolic process; arachidonate metabolic process
Cellular component (GO): intracellular membrane-bounded organelle; cytoplasm
Molecular function (GO): iron ion binding; oxidoreductase activity, acting on paired donors, with incorporation or reduction of molecular oxygen, reduced flavin or flavoprotein as one donor, and incorporation of one atom of oxygen; heme binding
Source: RefSeq, a predicted model, not a curated record